This is a messenger RNA of Colletotrichum truncatum, 840 nucleotides long. RefSeq names its product dienelactone hydrolase. Gene Ontology annotation, molecular function: hydrolase activity. Lineage: Eukaryota; Fungi; Ascomycota; Sordariomycetes; Glomerellales; Glomerellaceae. The record is from RefSeq and is a predicted model, not a curated record.
AUGAACAUGGCUCAUACCAAGGCCGACGAUGCAGAAUAUCUUGCCAAGCCUCCGGGGCCGUGCUGCUUCAAAGGCACAAUCCACGAUGGUAACCCUGCCGGCAAGGAAGAGGACAUAAUCGAUGUUCCUACUUACGUUGUCCGGCCCGCCGACGUUGGAACCUCUCCCAACGGUCACGUUGUGCUUUAUUUUCCGGACGUGUGGGGUCUCUCCGUCAACGCCAAGCUGCUGAUGGACGGCUUCGCCGCCGCCGGAUACACGGCGCUUGGCAUGGAUUACUUCCGCGGAGAUCCUAUAUCCAAGUAUCGCAGUUCCAAGUCCGACCCUCUACCGCCAGGGUUCGAUCACGCCGCUUGGCGCACGAAACACUGGACUUUUGCAUGUGAAAAUGUGCCCAAGUGGACGACCGCAGUACGCGAGAGAUUUGGUGGCCAACUUGAAGGAGUAGAAACUCGGUACGCUUGCACGGGCUACUGCUUCGGAGCGCCUUUUGUAUGUGACCUCCUGGCCGGGGUUGCUGGCGAUGGGGAGCCGGUGGUAACGGCGGGGGCAUUUGCGCAUCCUACUGCGCUUAAAGAAGAGCACUUUUCUAAACUCAAAAAGCCGCUAUUGCUGUCCUGUGCCGAGAACGACCAGGCCUUCAACACCGAGUCCCGGCGUAAAGCUAUUGAUGUCCUUCAACGGGAACAGAAAGCCUAUCAUGUUCAGCUUUUCUACGGUGUGGGCCAUGGUUUUGCUGUAAAGGGUGAUCCGGCUGAUCCAUAUCAACGCUGGUGUAAAGAGCAGAGCCUACGUGGCAUGAUCGACUGGUUCGAUCUUUGGUUGGUUCGAAAGGCAUGA